Messenger RNA from Erigeron canadensis, 1071 nucleotides. Its product is annotated as probable receptor-like protein kinase At5g59700. Gene Ontology annotation, biological process: protein autophosphorylation. Gene Ontology annotation, molecular function: ATP binding; transmembrane receptor protein tyrosine kinase activity. The coding region runs from base 1 to 1071 and encodes 356 amino acids. Lineage: Eukaryota; Viridiplantae; Streptophyta; Magnoliopsida; Asterales; Asteraceae. The record is from RefSeq and is a predicted model, not a curated record. Gene Ontology annotation, cellular component: plasma membrane; plasmodesma. The transcript is spliced from 2 exons.
AUGCAUAGAGAAGACGGGUUAGGGAAUCAAGGGUUUCUAGCCGAACUAGAAUUGCUUACUAGAUGUGAGAAUCCCAACAUACUCCGUCUUCUUGGAUAUUGUGUUAAUGGUCCUGAAAGGAUUCUUGUGUAUGAGCAUGCUUCUAACGGAAGUCUGGAUGAUUAUCUCAAUAGCCCAGACAAGAUGAUUAAUCUUACGUGGGAACAACGUUUAAAGAUGUGCGUCGGUAUUGCAAACGGAUUAAAUUACCUCCAUAAGACAGAGGGAGACAAAAAUGUUAUAAUACACCGUGAUAUAAAGAGCGAUAACAUUCUUUUGGAUGAGAAUUUGGAGGUCAAGAUCGCUGAUUUCGGGCUUUCUAUAUUCCACCCUACAAAUCACCCGGAAAGCACUAUAUAUACAAAGAAUUUUGCAGGCACAAAUGUGUAUGCAGAUCCAGAAUACAUGAAGAUGGGUAAGCUGAAAGUAGAAUCCGAUAUAUACUCUUUCGGAGUAGUUUUAUUUGAAAUUCUAUGUGGAAAGUUGGCAUAUGAUUCAUUUUACACCAACCAAUAUGAGAAGGGGCUUGCACCAGUGGCACGAAAACACUUUCGAAAGGGAACAAUAAUGGAAAUGGUUGAUGGGAACUUAAUGAAUGAAGCUCAUGAACUCAGUUCUACACUAAGGAUAGGACCAGAUCAACGUUCUUUGGACGCAUUUUGCAAAGUCGCUCACGAAUGUUUAGCAGAAACUCAAGUUAGUCGUCCAAAAAUGAAAGUCAUCGAUGAAGAACUUAAGAAAGCAUUACAGUUUCAAAACAUUUCUUUUGUUCCUUCCCUUGUGAAUACACGUGACUUUGGUUAUGUGUUUGUUCCUCCCAAGUUUGAGCCCAAAGAUUUUGGGUCUUGGAAGGAAAGAAUGCUUCUUCACAUUGUAGGGGUGGAACCUUACCUAAUGACCAUCUUAACUGUUGGUCCCUACGUACCCACUUAUGUCCAAAGAACUCCAGGAGCCACACUUGAAGCUCCUGAGAUUGUGACUGAUCUGGUAAACCAGAGGUCCAAUGGACUGAUGAUGAGCGGAGACUGGUAA